AUGGUGCCCAUCCAGACCAAAAAGGUGUGCCAACAAUCGAAACGGACCAGGAAUCUCUUCUCAGGUCAUAGCAUGAUGCUUACGAGAACGACGAGACAUACACCAUGGCCGUCUCUGCCCAUGGAGAUACGUCGCAGGAUUUUAGAGACCAUGGUAGGCCAAAAGUCGCCAGGCUGGGCCUCUUUAGCGUCUGUCUGCAAGGAGUGGCAGCUCGUCAUCGAGAAGUACAACUUUCGCCAGCUUAGGCUGCAUCCAUCAUGCCUAUCCACACUCUCGCGCCUUAGCAUCUGCCGCAGGGAGCUUAUCCGUCACAUCUUGCUCGACAUUGAGUUGCUCCCGUUCACCACGUGGGGAAAUGGGAAUGAUUUCACGCUAGAGCUCAAUGCCCAUUCGCCUAGCGACUCGGAGCACUGGUUCAAGCACUACCAUUUCACAUCCAACGGCAGAGACGACGAAGACGUGACUUCCACCCAGGUAGUCGAUCCUAGCCGGACUGACAUGUUGCAUGGCUGGAGGGAAGGCUAUCAACUCAUGCAACCUCCUCUACGAGCUUUCCUACGACUCUUCGAAACGACCCUUUUCCUGCCUUGGCGAGCACGAGUACCCCCAGUUCACAUAGUCAAAAGCCUCAUCGUGCGACGACAAUUACGCCGCUGUCUUCUUCCCAUAACGCUUCAACAGAUAUUGGAGCACCUCCGAGGCUUGGAACAUUUGGUCCUGGAGCUAUGGCGGGUGUGUGAUAAGUGGCACGGAGCAUCUAACGAUGAGGACUUCGCACUCCUGAUUCGGACACAUCUUCCCCAGACCCUCAAGGUGGCCACAAGUCCCAGGUUGGGCGAGGCUUUUGUGUCCAGAAGCCUCCACCUCGAGGAGCUUUUGCGGUCGUUGGCCCUCACAUCGCGAGUUCUGCAAGACCAGGAACGACGCCAUGAGAUAUACGCUCUCCUGCUGAGCGCCGGGACCGCAGCUCUGCAGAUGCCCAGACUACAGCAUCUUGUGAUCUGGAGCGAGUCCCACGAGAAGGCGUGUGCCUUUAUUUACCAGGCCUACCAGGCAGACAGGCGAGCUGCUUCUAUCACCUGGCGUUGUACACUGGGCUUGGAGCUUAGCUGCACGACUCCCGUGAUGGAAGUGUGGCAACGCGUUGCCUCGAAAUCUCAUCCGUGUGUACUGCACAUCGCCGAGCAGUGGAUCUUCGAAGCCGUACUGUCCCAUGGCGAUGCAAUUCAUCAUUUGAACUUGCCCUGCAGCGUCGUUACCCCUAUAUCUCUUCGACAGAUGCGGAAAGAGGCGGAUCAGAGAGAUGAGGGCCAAUCCUUUGUUUUAUUGAUCGUUGCUGGCCAGGGGUCCACGGUGGUAUUUUUUGGGCCCGACUGGGGUGUUAUCCACGGCAUGACGACGAUACCAUCGUCCCCCAUGCAAGACAGCAGAAGCGGGAGGAAUAUGUACGGGUAUGACAUUGGGUGCUUCUACAUUCGUACCUUGGGCCGCUUCCACCGUCCCGCACCUGUGCUUUUGCGUCUCUUGCAGCAGGGACAGAAUGUGGCGGUCGACGGUGCAGGGACCCGGAAUCAAGCCGACGUCCAAGUCGAGAACAAGGCGCGUUCAUGCCCAACCGUCCUCGGAGAUUCCUAAAGCGUCGGCGACGAUGGCUGAGUUCGACGAAGUACACGUAAGGAACGUGCUUGGUAUAUGGGUGUGUACCUAGGAGGCAUAGCACACCCCCUCCCGGGACACCCACCUCAGUCCUGAUCGAA
Messenger RNA from Sodiomyces alkalinus F11, 1757 nucleotides. RefSeq lists its product as hypothetical. The transcript is spliced from 13 exons. Bases 1 to 1635 code for a protein of 544 amino acids. The record is from RefSeq and is a predicted model, not a curated record. NCBI's taxonomy places the organism in Eukaryota, Fungi, Ascomycota, Sordariomycetes, Glomerellales, Plectosphaerellaceae.